AAAAAAAGGUGGUUCGAGCAAGCGAGCACACCCAAUCACUGACACCGGGCCCCACACCUUCAGCCAAUCGUAAUUGUUCGUUACUUCCUUCUUCAUCUUCGUCUUUCUUUCUCCAAGCCAAGAGAAUGCGAUGGGAUCUAUACCGUUGAGUCGGAGCUCAUACCGAUUCCAACAUCCGAAUCCGUUUCGAUCUCUCGAAUCGCUGCCUCUCCUCUCCGUCACUCGUCUUCGCGUCCGCCAAUCUGGAUCUCCCUCUUCCUUCAAGUUCAAUGUAGCAAGGCAUGGAUGCAGCAGCAGCAGCAGCAGCAGCAGCAUCAUGGGGCAUAAUAGCUCUUUCUCAGUCAAGGCCUUUGAUGACGAUUCAUUUGAUUAUGAUUCCGGCGACAUAUUUGCUGCUGCUUAUUCGAUUUCUUCUAGUGAAGGCGAAGAGAGCGAUGGUGAGUAUGGCCUCAAUGUGGUUACUGAAACUACCGCACAAAGGCUCGGCAAGUUCCCUAGGGGCCGCAAAAAACACAGGAUCAGAUACGGGAUUAAUUUGGGGCUUCUUGCCUUUUUGACGCUCCUGCUUUUAUUUAUGGACUCUUUUGCUUGGAAGAUUGUUAGACUCCCUCUCCCUCCAUAUUUCUUGACCCUUCCCUUCUUCACGUCGGCGAUUUUAGUCACCUUAGCAGGUUAUGUUUGCGUUCCCAUGCUAGACAGAAUGAAAGUGCAUGAGCCAAUCAGGAGACUAGGGCUUGUUACUCAUAGCCGUAGACAAACAAUCCCCACAAUGGGUGGUUUGUUCUUUGUUCCUAUUGGUGUUGUUGUUGCAAUAGCCAUGACUAGAUUCUCCUCCAUCGAAGUCGCUGGAGCAGCGGCUGUUACUGUAUUGUUUGCAGCGAUUGGUCUAGUUGAUGACUCUUUAAGCCUUGGCAGUGAUAAUAACAACGGGUUAUCUGCAAAGAUACAACUCCUUUUGGAGGGAGCGGUCGGGACAUGCUUUGCGUUUUGGUUGGAGAGGGCAAGCAUAUCAUCUCCUUAUGGCAUGAAAAUGUUGGUCCCUUUGCCUUCACCAUUACGUCUCAUUUGCUUGGGAAAGCUUUACCUAUUGUUGACAUCGUUAUACUUCGUUUCCAUGGGGAACUUAGUCAAAGCAACCGACGGUCUCGAUGGAUUGGCUGGAGGUAUUGCUGCCUUGGCUUUCGUUGCUAUGGCAAUUGUAGUUCUUCCUAUUUGCUCCGAUCUUUCUAUAUUCGGAGCUUCGAUGGCUGGAGCUUGCUUUGGGUUUCUACUUCACAAUCGGUACAGAGCAUCUGUGUCUAUGGGAGGUACUGGAUCAUUGGCUAUCGGUGGAGCUUUGGCUGCAAUGGCUGCUUGCUCCGGAAUGUUCUUGCCAUUGUUCAUAUCCUCUGGUGUUUCUAUCUUGGAAGCUGCUUCUGUCAUUAUUCAGGUAGCGUUUUACUCGGCGACUAAGCGUUUAAAGGGAAAAGGGCGUCGGGUUUUCAAAACAGUGCCGUUUCAUCAUCACCUAAGGCUAAGUGGCUUGAAGGAGCCAAUGAUAGUUACAAUGGCAUAUGUUAUAUCGUCUUUGCUCUCUCUUUCAGCAGCUUACAUAGGUCUUAUCUCUGUAUAACUCUCUCUUUUCUUGCCCUUCGGAUCUCUUCACAGUUUUUGUUUUCUUAAAUUCUUUAAGAGAGAAAAGGAGAAACGAUAAAAGUUGAUAUAAAAUGGACUGCCUACCAAAAA
Brassica oleracea var. oleracea is the source of this 1725-nucleotide messenger RNA. RefSeq names its product phospho-N-acetylmuramoyl-pentapeptide-transferase homolog. Bases 131 to 1612 code for a protein of 493 amino acids. Gene Ontology annotation, cellular component: membrane. Gene Ontology annotation, molecular function: phospho-N-acetylmuramoyl-pentapeptide-transferase activity. The transcript has 8 exons. Lineage: Eukaryota; Viridiplantae; Streptophyta; Magnoliopsida; Brassicales; Brassicaceae. The record is from RefSeq and is a predicted model, not a curated record. Gene Ontology annotation, biological process: cell wall macromolecule biosynthetic process; cell wall organization.